Messenger RNA from Knipowitschia caucasica, 765 nucleotides. The record is from the annotation of a GenBank genome assembly. NCBI's taxonomy places the organism in Eukaryota, Metazoa, Chordata, Actinopteri, Gobiiformes, Gobiidae.
AUGCCCUACCUCAAGGCUACCAUCAAGGAGACGCUACGGAUGCCCUACCAUCAAGGAGACGCUACGGUGAGUGAGCCAGAUGCCCUACCUCAAGGCUACCAUCAAGGAGACGCUACGGUGAGUGACCAGGAUGCCCUACCUCAAGGCUACCAUCAAGGAGACGCUACGGUGAGUGACCAGGAUGCCCUACCAUCAAGGAGACGCUACGGAGACGCUACGGUGAGUGACCCGGAUGCACUACCUCAAGGCUACCAUCAAGGAGACGCUACGGUGAGUGACCAGGAUGCACUACCUCAAGGCUACCAUCAAGGAGACGCUACGGUGAGUGACCAGGAUGCCCUACCUCAAGGCUACCAUCAAGGAGACGCUACGGUGAGUGAGCCGGAUGCCCUACCUCAAGGCUACCAUCAAGGAGACGCUACGGAUGCCCCGCCUCAAGGCUACCAUCAAGGAGACGCUACGGUGAGUGACCCGGAUGCCCUACCAUCAAGGCCACGCUACGGAGACGCUACGGUGAGUGACCCGGAUGCCCUACCAUCAAGGCCACGCUACGGAGACGCUACGGUGAGUGACCCGGAUGCCCUACCAUCAAGGAGACGCUACGGAGACGCUACGGUGAGUGACCAGGAUGCCCUACCAUUAAGGAGACGCUACGGAGACGCUACGGUGAGUGACCCGGAUGCCCUACCAUCAAGGAGACGCUACGGAGACGCUACGGUGAGUGACCCGGAUGCCCUACCAUCAAGGAGACGCUACGGUGAGUGA